Messenger RNA from Paecilomyces variotii, 722 nucleotides. RefSeq lists its product as hypothetical. Bases 246 to 722 code for a protein of 158 amino acids. Lineage: Eukaryota; Fungi; Ascomycota; Eurotiomycetes; Eurotiales; Thermoascaceae. The transcript has 2 exons. The record is from RefSeq and is a predicted model, not a curated record.
ACUAGAUGAUGGAUCCGUAUAACUAACUACCAACGCUAGUCCGAUCUUCUUCUGGGGAAGCCGGUCACAGACGUCAUGCCGACUAGUAUUAUAUUAUUUUCUUGUUAUUAUUAUUAUUAUUAUUAUUAUUAUUGGCACCUUGGUCAUGAUCUCUUUGGUUGCAGGCAGUGUAAUAAUCAACUAAUAAUCCUCAAAGAUACGUGUGUGACUCCGGAUGCCAGCAUUGGUCGGACCCGAAAGCCAAGAUGGCAGCCAACACCAUCGGUUCAGCCCUAACAGCCACCGCGAUCCUUCAACAUCCUUCUAGAACAUCGGGUAAGAAUCAACUAGAUUUCGACAAGAAGGAGCUAGUAUUUCUCACAGAGAACAGACCAGCUCGCCGGUUCCUCUACUUCAGAUUUCUGAUCACGUAUCUCAAUGCGAAGAAGUCCGAAAACACGGCGUUUACGUCUACUGUCGAAGGGAGAGACCAGUUCUGGGCGUCCCCUGGGGAGUACUUGGAGAAGUCGACCCUCAAAGCUCUCGCCAGAAACAUCUCUGGUCUCGAACUACCUCCCACUCUCCUGCAGCACACAUUCGAACAUGCGCCGAAGGAUGAGCUGGCGGCCGACUACGUCGGCAUCAGCCUUUCCUCGCUGCUCAGGGAUGCGACCGUGGAGAGCACAAAGGAGUUGGAGGCCGAAGAUCCUUUUGAUGAAGACGAGGAAGAGAAUGAUGAUUGA